Molecule: messenger RNA, 4137 nt
Organism: Thalassophryne amazonica
Lineage: Eukaryota; Metazoa; Chordata; Actinopteri; Batrachoidiformes; Batrachoididae
Product: discs large homolog 1-like protein
Exons: 24
Coding region: 16-2871 (951 amino acids)
Biological process (GO): neurotransmitter receptor localization to postsynaptic specialization membrane; chemical synaptic transmission
Cellular component (GO): postsynaptic density membrane; neuromuscular junction; neuron projection
Molecular function (GO): kinase binding
Source: RefSeq, a predicted model, not a curated record
GAGUAAUGAGGGCGGAUGGUGAGAGCAGGGAGCAGCAGCAGCAGUGGAGGACGAGGAGGAGAUGGAGAAGGGGGAGGAGGCAGCAGGCGCGGGAAGAGCCGGCGGCACUCCCGCCGGAGGCACCUGUCAGCCAAGUGCCCCGGCGCCGACAACAUGUCCCCUGCCGUGAGGAAUGUGGAGUGUUUCUCACCCAUGCUGUGCCACUGCAAGGUGGCCUGCACCAACAGCACCAUCUCCCUCAUGUUCGGCUGCAAGAAAUACAGGAACCGCGAUGAGGACUCGUCCCCUCAGGACCACAGCUCCCCUCAGCUGACAGAGGAGGGGGUGGGGCCAGAACUGGUGCAGGUAUCAGAGAAGAACCUUUCCCAGAUUGAGAAUGUGCACGGAUACGUCACCCAUGCUCACAUCUCGCCCAUGAAGGUCUCGUCUCUGGAGUGCGUCUUUGACGGUCUGUCAGCGUUAGGACAGGAGCGCUCGGAGCUCCCCUCACCCACCUCCUCCACCCUCGACCCCCACGCCGAGGACAGCCCCCUCCCUUCCUGCUCCUCCAAUCCCUAUCCCCCCAUCCAGCAGGCUGACGCCGCCCCGCCUUCCUCUCCCAUAAUCCCUGUGAUCCCAGUUUCGCCAAUCCCAGCUGAUUCCGCCGCCGUCCCUCUGACGCCACAGGCCAACCCGCCUCCUGUCGUGGUCAACACAGACAGCCUGGACACGCCUCCUUAUGUGAACGGGACAGAAGCUGAUUAUGAGUAUGAGGAGAUCACACUGGAGCGGGGGAACUCGGGGCUGGGCUUCAGCAUCGCAGGUGGGACUGACAACCCUCACAUUGGUGAGGACCCGAGCAUCUUCAUCACCAAAGUCAUACCAGGAGGCGCCGCUGCUCAGGACGGCCGGCUCAGGGUCAAUGAUGUCAUCCUACGAGUUAAUGAGGUGGAUGUUCGCGAUGUGACGCACAGUCGCGCCGUGGAGGCGCUGAAGGAGGCGGGGUCUCUGGUACGACUUUACGUCCGCAGGAGGAAACCUGCAUCCGAGAAAGUGAUGGACAUCAAACUGGUGAAGGGCCCCAAAGGACUGGGUUUCAGUAUAGCCGGGGGAGUCGGGAACCAGCACAUUCCGGGUGACAACAGCAUCUACGUGACAAAGAUCAUCGAAGGAGGUGCUGCACAUAAAGACGGGAGGCUGCAGAUCGGAGACAAGCUGCUGGCUGUGAACAGUGCUUGCCUGGAGGAAGUCAGCCACGAACACGCCGUCACUGCCUUGAAAAACACCCCUGAUGUUGUCUACUUGAAAGUGGCAAAACCCAGCAGUGUCUUGAUGAACGACAGCUUUGCACCACCUGACCUCACCAACUCCUACACGCAGCAUAUGGAGAACCAUAUCAGCCCGCCCCCUCUCCUGGGUCAGCUCCACCCCCCAGCCUCCUCAGGACGCUAUUCCCCAACGCCCAAGAGCAUGCUGGGAGAUGACGAUGUCACCAGGGAGCCGAGGAAGGUGGUGCUGCAUCGCGGAGCAACGGGUUUGGGCUUCAAUAUUGUGGGAGGGGAGGACGGUGAGGGGAUCUUCAUCUCCUUCAUCCUUGCCGGAGGACCAGCAGACCUCUGUGGAGAGCUGAGGAAAGGAGACCGCCUGGUGUCGGUGAACGGUGUAGACCUCCGUAACGCUACGCACGAACAGGCAGCGGCUGCCUUGAAGAAUGCCGGACAAAUGGUGACCAUCAUCGCCCACUACAGACCAGAAGAGUACAGCCGGUUCGAGGCAAAGAUUCAUGACCUGAGAGAGCAGAUGAUGAACAGCAGCAUCAGUUCUGGGUCUGGAUCCCUGCGGACAAGCCAGAAGAGGUCGCUAUACGUGAGAGCUCUGUUUGACUACGACAAGACCAGAGACUCGGGUCUGCCCAGUCAAGGACUCAACUUCAAGUUUGGUGACAUCCUGCAUGUGGUGAACGCGUCUGAUGACGAGUGGUGGCAGGCGAGACAGCUGACGGCUCAGGGCGAGGUGGAGGAAGUGGGCGUCAUCCCCAGCAAGAGACGAGUGGAGAAGAAGGAAAGGGCGAGACUAAAGACGGUGAAGUUUAAUGCCAAGUCUCGAGACAGAGGGCAGUCUGUCAAUGACAAGCGUAAAAAGAACCUCUUUUCCCGAAAGUUUCCGUUCUACAAGAGCAAAGAGGCGAGCGAGCAGGAGACCAGCGACGUCGACCAACACGUGACCUCUAACGCCAGCGAUAGUGAGAGUAGUUACCGUGGGCUGGAGGAGUACGUUCUGUCUUACGAACCCGUCGUCCAGCAGGAAGUGAACUACACCCGACCCAUCAUCGUCCUUGGCCCCAUGAAAGAUCGGAUCAACGAUGACCUGAUCUCAGAGUUUCCUGAUAAGUUUGGAUCCUGCGUCCCCCACACGACGCGGCCGAAGCGGGACUACGAGGUGGAUGGCAGAGACUAUCACUUUGUGGUGUCCAGGGAACAGAUGGAGAAGGACAUCCAGGACCACCGCUUCAUCGAGGCGGGCCAGUACAACAACCACCUGUACGGAACCAGUGUGCAGUCAGUCCGCGAGGUGGCUGAGAAGGGUAAACACUGCAUCCUGGAUGUUUCAGGGAACGCCAUCAAGAGGCUUCAGCUGGCUCAGCUCCACCCCAUCGCCAUCUUCAUCAAACCCAAAUCUGUCGAGAACAUCAUGGAGAUGAACAAGCGUCUGACGGAGGAACAGGGCAAGAAAACCUUUGACAGAGCGACCAAGCUGGAGCAGGAGUUCACGGAGCAUUUCACAGCCGUCGUUCAGGGCGACACGCUGGAGGAGAUCUAUGAGCAGGUGAAGCAGAUCAUCGAGGAGCAGUCAGGUCCCUUCAUCUGGGUUCAGGCCAAGGAGAAGUUAUGAAGCCCGCGUCCGACGGCGGCCCCAACUGACACGCGUAUUUUACUUUCCUAUGCCUGCAGAGGCCGCUGUUGUUGGACAGUUUGGUUACGCAGAGACCAGCAAAGCACACGAGUCCCAGAACGAAACAAAACUGCGGUACACGAAGAAAUUCACAGGUGAAGACAAAGACGGCGAGUCUGUAAAAAGUGUCAAACGUACGAAAGCAAUCUUUAAUUUUUAUCUUUUUUAAUGCAGCUUUUUUUGGGUGGGUGGUUUCAGCGGCAGGUUCAGUCCAUCAGUCAGGGAGGCGGAGACACAAAGCAGAUUUUGCACGUUUGAGCUUUAAGAACACGUUGUUCUGCUCCCCCUUUUUUCCCAUCAGACAUCGCAGCAUGUGAUGUCACAACAGCAGCUCCGUGCGCCAAUACCCCCCCCCCCCCCAAAAAAAACAAACAAAAACCCACUCGCUCUUUGCAGCUGCUGGCCGUUUGUCACGAGAUGCUGCAGGUUUCUGCUUGACCGCUAGAGGGCGCCACCACACUUCACAAGAAACCUGAGUGCUUUAUUUUUUAUGAUUUUAUGCCACAAAAAAAGUUUAAUUUCCACUCACGGUUUGAUGCUGAAGAAACAAACUACUGUGAACCUUUAACCCUGAUUUUACAAAAUGAGGCAGAACGAGAACCACUGAAGGUCCGGUGGAACUGUUCUUCAGUACCUGAAUCCGUCGCUGUGGUGACACAAAUCCGGUUCUUCUGGAUUAGUUUAAAAAUAACUUCUUAAAUUCAAACAUUUUUUGUAUCCAAGAGUCAAAUUUCAAAUUACUUGUUUUCACAAUUAUGUGACAAAUUUUAAGAAUAAUAGUCUUCAGGUCACAAGAAUAUUUUGGAUUAAAAGGAGAGGUCGGAGGUCACAGCAGCGACUUAACGAAGCCUAAUUUUGCUAAAACAUUUUUUAAGACUUGGUUUGGUGCGUUAGCGCCCUCUGUGGUCCACCAGCGUUUUGUGUCUUAGCAUUUCUGGUCAUGUGGUUGGUGUUUGUGUGAGGGGGGCGGGGCAGAAACAGUCGUUGUCCAAUGAGAUUUUGACAGAUAUUUAACCCUCGAAACUGCCUAUUUUGUUAUAAUAAAAGUCUAUAUUGAAGUUCGGCUUGACGACGGGAUUAUUUUCUUCUUAUCGGAAAUUGUAUAUGAAAAGUAAACAGAUUUGAAUAUGGAUAUAUAUAUUUUUCUUUUUCUUCAAUCUUCACCUUCUGUCUUUAAUUUUCUUUUUUAAAACAGAAAUAAAAAUG